AUGUCUGCCGCCGACCAUGCUGAUGAUUUGAUCGACUAUGAAGAGGAAGAUGAACAAAAUCUUCCCCAGGAAUCUUCCAUUACCCAAAAGGAAACCGUUUCUGCUACUGAAGAUGAUGAGUCCAAGAAAGACAAGAAGGGUUCUUAUGUUGGUAUCCACUCCACUGGUUUCCGCGAUUUCUUACUCAAGCCCGAAUUGUUGAGAAGUAUCGUUGACUGCGGUUUCGAGCAUCCUUCAGAAGUUCAACAGGAGUGUAUUCCUCAGUCUAUCCUUGGUAUGGACGUAAUCUGCCAGGCCAAGUCUGGUAUGGGUAAGACUGCUGUGUUUGUACUUGCCACCCUCCAGCAGAUUGAGCCUGUCGACGGCGAUGUAUCUGUUGUUGUACUCUGCCACACCCGUGAGUUGGCUUUCCAGAUUAAGAAUGAGUAUGCCCGAUUCUCAAAGUAUCUCCCUGAGAUCCGUACUGAGGUCUUUUAUGGUGGUGUACCUAUGACAAAGGAUGUCGAGACUCUUAAAGAUAAGACAAAGUGUCCUCAUAUUCUUGUUGGUACUCCCGGCCGUGUGCUCGCUCUUGUCCGUGACAAGUAUCUCAAGUUGGGCAAUGUAAAGCAUUUCGUUCUUGACGAGUGCGACAAGAUGCUGGAACAGCUCGAUAUGCGUAGAGACGUACAGGAUAUCUUCAGAUCUACUCCCCAUCACAAGCAGGUCAUGAUGUUCUCUGCCACACUCGCCAAAGAGAUGCGCCCUGUGUGCAAGAAGUUUAUGCAGAACCCUCUUGAGAUCUACGUUGACGACGAGGCCAAGCUCACUCUCCACGGUCUUCAACAAUUCUACAUUAAGAUGGACGAACGUGAGAAGAACAGAAAGCUCAAUGAAUUGCUCGACACUCUGGAGUUCAACCAGGUCUGCAUCUUUGUGCGGUCCGUUCCUCGUGCAAAUGAGCUCAACCGUAUCUUGACCGAUUGUAACUUCCCCAGUAUUUGUAUUCACUCCCAGAUGAGCCAGGACGAACGUAUCAAGCGUUACAAGUCGUUCAAGGACUUUGAGAAGCGUAUUAUGGUAGCCACCGAUAUUUUCGGUCGUGGUAUCGAUAUUGAACGUGUUAAUAUUGUUAUCAACUAUGAUAUGCCCGACAGUGCUGAUACAUAUCUCCAUCGUGUUGGUCGUGCCGGUCGUUUUGGUACCAAGGGUCUCGGCAUUACCUUCGUCUCCGAUGAGAAGGACUCAGAUGUUCUCAAGGAUGUCCAGAGCCGCUUCGAGAUCAACAUUGUCCCUCUCCCUGAAGAUAUUGAUAUCAACACCUACAUGACUUCCUAG
Messenger RNA from Phycomyces blakesleeanus NRRL 1555(-), 1317 nucleotides. RefSeq lists its product as hypothetical. The record is from RefSeq and is a predicted model, not a curated record. Gene Ontology annotation, molecular function: ATP binding; RNA binding; RNA helicase activity. Gene Ontology annotation, biological process: mRNA export from nucleus; mRNA splicing, via spliceosome. The transcript has 3 exons. Lineage: Eukaryota; Fungi; Mucoromycota; Mucoromycetes; Mucorales; Phycomycetaceae. Bases 1 to 1317 code for a protein of 438 amino acids.